Molecule: messenger RNA, 561 nt
Organism: Penicillium argentinense
Lineage: Eukaryota; Fungi; Ascomycota; Eurotiomycetes; Eurotiales; Aspergillaceae
Exons: 3
Coding region: 1-561 (186 amino acids)
Source: RefSeq, a predicted model, not a curated record
AUGCUUCGCAGCUUUGUAUUCUGCGCCGUCCUCGGCCUCCUAAGCUCUGCUUCGGCUGGUGCUUUGGCUACCCGCAACGCACCUCAAGUCAACGAGGCUUUCGGUCUGUAUGCCGACGGCGACUCGGUUGGUGUUCAUUCACUUUUUUAUGCGGGAGGCAAAGCCAUGGUCGGUGACCCAUCCAACUCGACAUCCGCCGACGCAUUCCCCGUCUCCUUCACCCGCAAUUCAGCCUCCUCCUCCAGUCCCUGGACCGCAAAUCCAAAUUCAACAACCACAACUGACAGCUGGUCCGACGAGAUGCUGUACAUCCCCAGCUCAUGCUCUUCUUCGGAUGAAAUGGGAUUCAUCCCCAGCGAGGAGGCCAAUGAGACGACGACCGGCUUCAUUUUCUACGGACAAUAUGUCAUGGUCAAGAAUGAGGCGGGUGAUAUCUCUUCGAGCUUCUAUAUUCGGUCUUCCUCUGCCGGUGAGGGUGUUUAUUCUUUGCUUUGGGAUGCUGGUGAUGAUGAUACUGCUAUUCCGGUUUCGCUGCGCUCUGCAAAGCCUUCGAAUUCUUAG